This is a messenger RNA of Corvus hawaiiensis (hawaiian crow), 478 nucleotides long. RefSeq names its product cytochrome b-c1 complex subunit 10. Gene Ontology annotation, biological process: mitochondrial electron transport, ubiquinol to cytochrome c. Bases 63 to 233 code for a protein of 56 amino acids. Gene Ontology annotation, cellular component: mitochondrial inner membrane. NCBI's taxonomy places the organism in Eukaryota, Metazoa, Chordata, Aves, Passeriformes, Corvidae. The record is from RefSeq and is a predicted model, not a curated record. The transcript has 3 exons.
CCCCGCCGCCGCCGCCGCCGCCGCCCCGGCGCUCGGGGUCACUUUGAGGCGGUGCCAUCGCCAUGUUGAACCAACUGCUGGGGCCGCGCUACGUCCAGCUGCUGCAGAACUGGACCCCCACUAUCCUGACAUGGGGUGGUGUGGCCGGUGUUGGUGUGAUCUGGGCCACAGACUGGAAGCUGGUGUUGCAGUACGUUCCCUACAUCGGCGGCAAGUACAAAACUGAAGACUGAGCUUCCCUCUAAUGGAAUGUUAUUGCUGGAGGGAGUGUUCGGAGCCAUCCGUCCGCUGGGACCCUGCUUGGGGGUGACCCUGAAAUGCCCAAUACAGAUUCUGCAAGUUGUGGGGUGUGUGUCUCUCUCUCCCAUGAACAAACUCAUCUUCACUGACCACUUCCUCUGAGCACUUUCCCAGCACCUCUUGCCUUGAUGGGAGUAAUUUAUAAACCUGGUAUACAAAAUAAACCAAGUGAAUGAUU